GUGUAACCUGCAAAAUUGCUAGUACACAAGCAGACGUGUUGGUAGUUGGUAGACGUUUGGAUUUUGAAAACGUUUAUUUUGUUAAUUGUAUUUCCAUACGGCAACUUAAUUGCCUUCUGUCUAAAACAUAAUAGUUUAUAAUUUCAAUAACAAUCGCGCCUACUCAUCAUGAGUGUUUAGAUGACAAAAACAGGCUAAGAAUAGUUAGCUUCCAUGUUAGCUAACGCAGUUAGUUAUUGUUAGUUCAUUUCAGCUUGGUAGAUUAGCCUAACUGAAACGGUGAUUCUGUCACUUAUGAGAGGUGCGGUAUCAACUAUAUACCAAUAACAAACGACAACUGGGGCCUGUUUUAUCCAGUUGAUUUUGACCUUUCUUGUAGCCUUUCACUGAACUGCAAACAUGACUUUGGCAUCAAGUCGAGAGCAGCGAAAAACAGCGGGCAAUCGCAUGUCAAAGUUACUGGAUGCUGAGGAAGAGGACGACUUCUACAAAACAACAUAUGGUGGAUUUAACGACGAAUCGGGCGAUGACGAGUACAAAGGAGAUCAUUCGGACACUGAAGAUGAAGUGGACAGUGACUUUGAUAUCGAUGAAGGGGAUGAGCCGGACAGUGAUCAAGAGGAGGACGCCCCCCGCAGAAAGAGUCGGGUUGUCACCAAAGCUUAUAAGGAACCAGUUAAAGUGGCCAAACCCAAGCCAAAGAAGCCAUCAGUUGAACAGAAGAAAACUGAACGAGUGAAGACCCCACAGAAACGCACAGCUCAGGUCUUCCAGGACUUUGCAGAAAUCCGCAAGUCAGUACGUCAGUCGACCAGCGAGCACACCCGUAAAACCAACCUACGACUGCAGUUACGACAAGAGGCCCCUAGGAGGCGCCGUGGGGCUCACCAUGAUCGACCACUCACCCAGGAAGAGCUUUUGGCAGAGGCAAAGAUCACAGCAGAGGUCAAUCUGAGAUCGCUUGAGAACUAUGAGCGUCUUGAAGCCGAUAAAAAGAAGCAAGUUCACAAGAAGCGACGCUUUGAUGGGCCCACCAUCCGCUACCAUUCAGUCCUCAUGCCGCUUCUCUCCGACUCACUGCUCAAGGAAGAGAAUGUAGACGUAGAGGGGUUGGAUCAGGAUGCUCCUCAAGCUUCUUCCUCCUCAGCUCCUGCUUCCUCCUCCUCAGCCUCCCAGGGUCCAUCGGGGUCAACAGGACUGUGCUCGCGGACCUACAUCACCUUCAGCGACGAUGACGCCAUGACGACAGCAUUUCCAGCAACAACGAGGGGCUCCGCCCCCCCGCUCCCGGUGCAGGAGGUGUGUCCAGUGACGCACAAGCCAGCGCUGUACCGUGACCCCGUCACGGACAUCCCCUACGCCAACGCCCGAGCCUUCCGCAUCAUCAGGGAAGCCUACCGCAAGUAUGUUGCUGCCCAUGGCUUCCCCGCCACAGACGUGGCAGGGACGGGCGGUAGUGGCACGAGCGGUGGGGCAGGAGACGGAUCUGCUACUUCGGCUGCUGCAGCGUCAAAGGGCAUGUGCCAGAAGACGCUUGUCAAACAAACAGUGGUCGCCAUGUAACAGGGCAGAGAGAUUUUGGCUUAUGGUGUUUGGACUUUGAUCUGUUUAGAUUUCAGGUGCUCAGAUGUCUUCCAAAGUGUCUCUGCUGCUGAUACGACACAUUUGUGAGACCAUAACAGAAGAACUAUGAGAGGUCUUAAUGAUGAUGGAGGGACUUAGUAAUUCUGUUAUUUUGACAUUUGCUCUCAGUGAAAUCUGUUAUAGUUUGGAGUCAGAAAACAAAAAUAAACCAAACAGAAAACACUGUAGACUUAAUACUUUUUGUUAUACAAGAAAGAUUAUCUGUCAAAUGGGGUGUGCAGAUGGUAUGUGAGUGUAUGAACUUGGAGUUCCCCUGGUGUUUUCAUUAAUCUUGCUUUUUUUAUUUUGUCCUUUUAAAAUUCCACUUAGUUUAUAGUGAAGGAUACAAUUGCUCUGCAGAACUUGAUAAUCCUGCUAAAAGUUUGUACCUUCUUUUUUUAAGCAGUUUUGUAACAGUAUUCUGUGGUAUCGAAUAAAUAUUUCUUGCUUUCU
Molecule: messenger RNA, 2076 nt
Organism: Alosa sapidissima (American shad)
Lineage: Eukaryota; Metazoa; Chordata; Actinopteri; Clupeiformes; Clupeidae
Product: vacuolar protein sorting-associated protein 72 homolog
Exons: 6
Coding region: 400-1563 (387 amino acids)
Biological process (GO): regulation of DNA-templated transcription; chromatin remodeling
Cellular component (GO): nucleus
Molecular function (GO): ATP-dependent H2AZ histone chaperone activity
Source: RefSeq, a predicted model, not a curated record